Messenger RNA from Aplysia californica (California sea hare), 1867 nucleotides. Its product is annotated as vesicle transport protein SEC20. Lineage: Eukaryota; Metazoa; Mollusca; Gastropoda; Aplysiida; Aplysiidae. The coding region runs from base 306 to 986 and encodes 226 amino acids. The transcript is spliced from 6 exons. Gene Ontology annotation, molecular function: SNAP receptor activity. The record is from RefSeq and is a predicted model, not a curated record. Gene Ontology annotation, cellular component: endoplasmic reticulum; SNARE complex. Gene Ontology annotation, biological process: retrograde vesicle-mediated transport, Golgi to endoplasmic reticulum.
UGACACACACACCAUAUACAGUGUUAGGAGUAGAGUGAACUGAGAGAAGAAUUCAUGGAAAAAUAACUGCGCCAGUGUUUUUUCCGCAUUUUGCAACCCAAAGCACGAAAUCAAUUGCGUAUGUACCAUCAUAAACACAACGCGAAGCAGACAGAUCUAAUAAAACAGUACACACGCACACUCUAAUACAUCACGUACAAUGAACAAGAAAGUUUGUUUUGUGUCAAUGUUAAUGCGAUGUCAUAUUUUUUAGCUAAUCUGAUGGGAAGUAACUCUGAUUUUUUUCGGACGCCACCAAAACAACUAUGGCGGACGACAUACACGUCAGGCUCUGUCUGCAGGAGAUCGUGAAACUCGACUUGGAAGCUAAAGCCAUUAUUCAAGAUAUCCGUCAAGAUGCUGAUGAUACAGAGGUACUUGAUGACUAUAAUGCCCAGGGUAGACAGAAAAUUUCCCAACUUCGUAUCAAGAUUGCUGAACUAGAACGCCUAGGCUUGGAGCGGGAUCGAGAUUCAGACAGAGAUGCGAUCCUUGUUAAUGUUGAAAACUUAAGGCAAAAAUUAUCCAGCACAGUGACCAGCUUAAGACAGGCCUGUCUUACCACCAAAAUGGCUUUAGACAAAAAGACAAAACAACAGUUGCUCUCUGGCAGUUCACAACUCAGAAAAAGGAACCAGGGUAACAAAGAGACUCUUGCGAAGACGGCAAGUGCGAUCUCAGAAAAUUUGAUCAGCUUGAACAGAACCAUGGCAGAGCAGGUGAAGCAGAGCGAGAUGAACAUUACCACUUUAGCUGGCACCUCUCAAGCGGUCAGUGACACAAAAGACGAGUUCCACAGCAUGGGGGGUCACAUCCAGCACUCACAGAGACUGCUCACAAAGUACGGACGUCGCGAAUUCACAGACCGUCUCCUUAUCUUGCUUGCACUCUUGUUUUUCUUUGCCACUGUUCUUUACAUCAUGAAAAAGAGACUAUGGCCGUCUUGACAACAUUUAUCAUAAUGUCUAGGAGUUUUUUUGUGUCCAGUUUUUGUGUAUAAACGUCUCUAACUAAGUCAUUUCCAAUGUCUGUUGUGUUGUUGUGGAUUAUAAUGCUUUAUUUGCAUUGAAUUUUAGUGUUCAGUUGUACAGUAAAUGGUGCUUGAUAACUUAUUUUCAUCAUGUACUGUCUGACAAAUGUUGCACCAGAUAAUAUAAGACGGUACUACCAUGUUAUUUUUGUCUGUGUUGUCAUAUGUCGGUUGUGUCUGCUGGGGAAAAAAAUAUUUGAAACUUCCAAAGUUAAGUAUCAAUUCCAAGUAAUCUGCUUUUUCAGUGAUUUUGAAAGUGGAUGUGAUUUGAAACUGCAUGAGCUGGGAUAUGGUUGAGUUAUUUUGUCCCUUGUCUUGAUCUGAUGGCGCCUGAGUAAGUGCCCUCUGGAUUUGUCAUCGACACCACUCUGUAAAAUGAAGGAUUAAUGCAUGUAAUUUGGCAAACAGUGAAUUCAAUGAUUGAAGACUAAUAUAUCUGCUGAUGAUAGUGAAAUUACCUUCUUCAAAGGGUAGAUCUCAAAGGAAACACUUAACAGAAUAGGUCAGUUGUCAGAACCAAUUUAUAAAGAACAGAUAGUUUUCACAUUAGCGGUUAACUUGCUUUGCAUGCAACUAAAGUUCAUGAGAAUUUAAUGUGUGAUUGGGGUAUUUCAAAAUCCAGAGUACAUCUGCAUUUGCUUUAUAAAUGUACUGUAACAUCAUGUGAUACUGUUAAGAAUUUCAAAACUCGUGCAAAUGAAGAAUCUUACUAUGACUAUAGGGUUCUGGAAACCUCAUCAUUUAUAUUCCGCUCUCUUGAAUUUAUUUAUGUUGAUGAAUUAAAAUGAUGAACUAAAA